Molecule: messenger RNA, 1500 nt
Organism: Papaver somniferum (opium poppy)
Lineage: Eukaryota; Viridiplantae; Streptophyta; Magnoliopsida; Ranunculales; Papaveraceae
Product: amino acid transporter AVT1I-like
Exons: 3
Coding region: 132-1490 (452 amino acids)
Biological process (GO): amino acid transmembrane transport
Cellular component (GO): vacuolar membrane
Molecular function (GO): amino acid transmembrane transporter activity
Source: RefSeq, a predicted model, not a curated record
AGUUUUCUGAAUUCUCAUCAUCAUUGUUAUCGUUCUAUCUUCUUAUUCUUAUUCGUUUUUUUCUCUUCCAACAUCAUAUUUUUAGAUCUCAUUGUUGUCAGUCUAUACGUGUUUAUAUCUAGCCAAUAAAAAUGGAAGAAUAUCAUGAUGCAUUGAUGAAUAAGAACAUUGCUGUGGUUUCAUCUUCGCUUACGACUCCGCUAGUCGACGGCGGUUACCAGAGCCAUGAGGAGCAUAUAAUUCCAGUAAGCACAAAGCAGACGGAUGAAGAGUCGGUAUUGGACGAUAACUAUAAGGAAACUUUAGGAACUUCUAGCUUCUUUAAGACUUGCUUCAAUGGCAUCAAUGCUUUAUCCGGAGUAGGGAUACUGUCAGUGCCGUACGCGCUAGCAUCAGGGGGAUGGUUAACUUUGAUACUUCUUUUCGUUAUUGGGGCUGCAACAUUCUACACAGGGUUACUGAUGCGAAGAUGUAUUGAUGUAAGCUCAAAGAUAAGAACGUAUCCCGAUAUCGGCGAGUAUGCUUUUGGGAAGAAGGGAAGAAUGUUAGUAUCUAGUUUCAUGUACUUAGAACUCUAUGUGGUUGCAACAGGAUUUUUGAUACUAGAAGGUGAUAACUUAAGCAACCUGUUUCCAAACAUGAGUUUCACAUUAGCUGGUGUUAGAGUAUACGGCCAACAGGGAUUCGUUGUACUCGUUGGCCUUAUAAUUCUCCCAUCUAUGUGGUUGACUGACUUGAGCAAAAUUUCUUACGUAUCUGCAACCGGGGUUUUAGCUUCUGUCCUCAUCAUCGUUUCUGUCUUUUGGGUUGGUGCUGAAGAUACUGGAUUUCGUGCAAAGGGAAAGUUUUUUAAGUUGAACGGGAUCCCUACUGGUGUUAGUUUAUAUACCUUCUGCUACUGUGCUCAUCCCGUUUUUCCAACAUUAUAUACUUCAAUGAAAGAUAAAAGACAAUUCUCAAAGGUUUUGCUACUUUGCUUUGUUCUAUGUACGAUUAGCUACGGUACAAUGGCUGUUUUGGGUUAUCUAAUGUUCGGUGAAAAUAUAAAAUCUCAGGUCACACUGAACCUACCAAUUGACAAACUCAGUUCAAAGGUAGCAAUCUACACAACUUUGGUUACCCCCAUCGCAAAAUAUGCAUUAAUGGCAACGCCAAUUGUAAAUGCCAUUGAAAGCUCUUCGGGGAUUAACUACAACAACAAGAGUAUUAGGCUUCUAAUCAGAACCUUGUUUCUAGUUAGCUCUGUUAUCGUCGCUUUAGCUAUUCCAUUUUUCGGGUAUCUAAUGUCUCUUGUUGGAGCGUUUCUAAGUGCAACUGCUUUAAUUAUUAUUCCUUGUUUGUGUUACUUGAAGAUUAUGGGAACAUAUCGAAGCUGGGGAUACGAACUAGUGAUUAUCAUUGGGAUUAUUUUGAUGGGUAUUUCAGUUGUAAUUAUAGGUACUUACACAUCUCUUGAACAGAUUGCAAGUGAGUUCAAAUUGAACUUUUGAUGUUAAUUUU